Molecule: messenger RNA, 2110 nt
Organism: Oncorhynchus mykiss (rainbow trout)
Lineage: Eukaryota; Metazoa; Chordata; Actinopteri; Salmoniformes; Salmonidae
Product: neuromedin-B receptor
Biological process (GO): G protein-coupled receptor signaling pathway
Cellular component (GO): plasma membrane
Molecular function (GO): neuropeptide receptor activity
Source: RefSeq, a predicted model, not a curated record
AAGGACACCAUACAGCUCUUACAGAUGCGGCGGGCUGAUAAUGAAACACCUGCACAGGACAAUGAGUGGGUUCAGUUUCGAAAAAUGAUUUAUUGGAUUUUCCUUAGACCCCCCCAAAAACUCAUCCUAAUUCACACAUCUUUCCAAGCACAGCUUUCUCAUCCUAAAUGUGACAAUUGUAUUUGGUGCUAAUACAGUAGCCUAGCAUAGCCUAUAGUUUAUUCCGUUUAUAUUCGAUAAACGUUCCACUAUGAAACGGUAUGUGAGUAGCAUUGACAAUGCAAAACUGGUGUGACUUCUUUUUCCGUCAUCGUUGCUGUAGGCUACGCUAUGCGUGUUGAAAAAGUGCCUCCUUUUGAGGCUUCAGUCAUUGUGGCUUGAGUCGCGCAACACUGACAUUUCAGCACUUUCUUGAAGGGCCAGCUACCGCGCCUCAGACUUGCUUUGGAAAACGGUCAUCUUCAAUGCCAUUUUAUCAAGGUGAAUAUUGAACAAAUCCCUGAGAAGCAAUGGAUAAUAUUUUAGAGAACGUAUCUUUUACUGGACAUUCUGUAUUUUACAACUUUACUGACGAUUGGAUACCUGCUGACAGAGAAACUAUUGAUUUUAUUAUAAGAUGUGUCAUACCGACUGUGUAUAUUCUGAUCAUAACGAUUGGAUUGUUGGGGAACAUUACCUUGGUUAAGAUUUUUAUCACCAACAGUGCAAUGAGGAGCGUCCCCAACAUAUUUAUUUCGAGUUUGGCAGCUGGGGAUCUUUUGCUUUUGGUCACUUGUGUUCCAGUGGAUGCGUUCAGAUACUUCUUUGAGGAGUGGAUCUUCGGUGUUGUGGCUUGCAAACUAAUUCCGGUCAUUCAACUCACUUCAGUCGGAGUCUCGGUGUUCACUCUCACUGCACUAAGCGCGGACAGGUACAAAGCCAUUGUGAAUCCUAUGGACAUCCAGACAUCCAGUGCCGUGUUCUGGACAUGUCUGAAAGCUGUGUCCAUCUGGGUGAUCUCCGUCCUGCUGGCGGUGCCCGAGGCCAUCUUCUCCCAGGUAGUACACAUCCAGGACAAGAAUGUGACCUUCACCGCCUGCGUGCCCUAUCCCCUUUCCAACGACAUGCAUCCCAAGAUCCACUCCAUCCUCAUAUUCCUGGUGUACUUCCUGAUUCCCCUGGGGAUCAUCUCUGUAUACUACUUCCACAUCGCCAGGACUCUAGUCAAGAGUGCUCACGACAUGCCUGGAGAGAUCAGUGAGCACACGAAGAGACAGAUGGAGACGAGAAAACGGCUGGCCAAAAUUGUUCUGGUUUUUGUGGGCCUCUUCGCUCUUUGCUGGUUCCCCAACCAUGUCUUGUACAUGUACCGCUCCUUCAACUACCGUCAGAUCGACUCCUCUCUGUCGCACCUCAUCAUCACCCUGCUGGCCCGGGUGCUAAGUUUCUCCAGCUCCUGUGUCAACCCGUUUGCCCUCUACCUGCUGAGCGAGAGUUUCCGAAGGCACUUCAACAGCUCACUGCACUGCAAGAGGAAGCCCCACCACGAACGCAACACUAGCUACCUGCAGCAUACCUCAGCCAUAAGAAUGACCUCCAUCAAGAAGACCACCCCUACUGUCAUCAACGGACAUGGCAACAGGCAGGAGGUCACUCUGUAGGUUUAGGAUGUCACCUGAUGACAUGUAAGUGGUGGGAGUGGCACCAAAAAAAAGUUAGGUGCAAAGCUUUUACAAGGAGAACUAUUAUGAAAAGGUCAUGCAUGUGUGCUAAACAGAAAAUGCUUUUUUGAAGCUAUCUUGUCUAUACAUUCCCCACAAUGCCACAUAUCACUGCUGAUGAGAUGAUCACCCAUGAACUUGUCAACAAAUCUGUCUUGAGAGAUUCCGGUAUCCACAAUGUUCCAUUUUUCAUGUUUUGUUGUGUCAAUCUACAUGUUUCACUUUACACAGUUUGCAUAGAUAUAUACUGUCUGCGAAGCAAACCCAAAGAGCAGGUAGUUGCUCCCACGACAGGAAAUCUAUGUCCCUGUGUUUUUAUUUAUUUAUUUCAUCUUUAUUUAACCAGGUAGGCUAGUUGAGAACAAGUUCUCAUUUGCAACUGCGACCUGGCCAAGACAAAGCAAAGCAGU